CAGAGCCUACUGUGAUUAAUGUUUUAUUUGUCAUUUUACAUUUUAUAAUUUAUAAAUUGCCACAAUAAUUAUUCAGUUUGACAAAAAAUUCAAUAGGAAAUUGAUGUCUGCGGUCAGGCAUGCUAAACUAGUGUUAAAAAGAAUUAGAGUAAAAACGUGGUCAAUAAUUUUGCUUUGAAUAGCACGAAGCACGCAGAUUUAGUAGAAAAGUAUUUUAUUGGCUCGAUCAUGAUCAAAGUAGUUUGCUUCUAAAUUUAGCCAACUUAGAGAAACGUAUUCACAUACUAGUUUGCUUCCAAAUUCGAAUUACCCAGAGAGUAUUUCGAAUGGUGAGUUCUCAUGUAGUAUUUCAUCAUUAAAAAAACAUAUGUAUUACUAAAGAGAAAAUAAGAAUCCCUCUCUCAAAUUAGCAAUUGUGAGUUAUAUAGUUGGUUCAUAUUAUUUAUCAUUUAAUUUUAUAAAGUAAUUAUAAUUGUUAGAUACUUUUUUCAGAGUAAUGUAGAUGUUCUAAGUAUAAAAUAAAAUAAAAAAACUAAAGAAUGUAACAAGAAUGAAAUGAGAGUUAUAGAAAAAAAUAAAAAUAAAUAUUGGAAAAGACAAGUAAAGUCAACUUGCGUGUUCACACUCGUACCACAUGGUUCUGUCUCACCUCAAAAUCCGUCAAGAUUUUCUAUUUAUGAACCAAAAGGAAAGGUAUCUUCUCCUCCAAUCCAAAGCAGAUACCUUUUCCCGAAGCAACCUCACAACAACGUGAUCAAUGAAAGCCGCCGUUUUCCGCAACGAAGCCGGAGACGAGGAAGAAGAAGAAGAAUCAGUCUGUAACGUCUUCGACGGCGAUGUAGAAACGACGUCGUCCCACGACACCAAAAACAACCUCAAGGGCUUUUUCACUUCCUUGCUCUUGAUGGAGGAGCACGAGAAGCAAGACCAGGAAGCUCGCACCGUCGCUUCCCGCCGCGAAUUGUCCGAGUUCCAGUCUAAUUACCGGAAAAGAGCAAGAACCAUGUCGGAAUACUACUCCGAUCUCAACGCUCACUACGAGGAAAACGGAGAUAUCAAAACAAAGAAGCCACGCGCCUCACGCGCUUCACGCGCCGUCGCUUGCGUGUCUGCCGCUGCGACAGAGUGUUUUGAGUUAGAGGGCGAGAGCAGCGAGAUAACCGGGUCCGGUUCGGCCGGUACGGGUCAGCAGAGGCGGUUAUGGGUUAAGGACCGGAGCAGAGCGUGGUGGGAAGAGUGUAACCGUUUCGACUACCCGGAAGAGGACUUCAAAAGAGCGUUUCGAAUGUCCAAAUCCACGUUUGAGCUAAUCUGCGAGGAGCUGAACGCAGCGGUCGCGAAAGAAGACACCGCGUUACGAAACGCGAUUCCCGUGCGGCAGCGAGUCGCGGUUUGCAUAUGGAGGUUAGCUACUGGAGAGCCUCUCCGUCUCGUCUCCAAGAAGUUCGGUUUAGGAAUCUCGACUUGUCACAAGCUUGUUCUCGAGGUAUGCAAAGCGAUUAAAGAUGUUUUGAUGCCUAAGUAUCUUCAGUGGCCUGAUGAUGAGUCUUUGAGAAGCAUUAGAGAGACGUACGAGUCCAUGUCUGGUAUACCAAACGUUGUUGGGUCUAUGUACACUACUCAUGUACCCAUCAUAGCUCCUAAGAUUAGUGUCGCUGCUUAUUUUAAUAAAAGACAUACUGAGAGGAACCAGAAGACUUCUUACUCCAUCACAAUCCAAGCGGUUGUGAACCCGAGGGGUGUCUUUACGGACUUGUGUAUCGGAUGGCCCGGGUCGAUGUCUGAUGAUAAGGUGUUGGAGAAGUCGUUGUUGUAUCAAAGAGCUAACAGCGGAGGUCUUUUGAAAGGGUUGUGGGUCGCUGGUGGGGUUGGUCACCCGUUGUUGGACUGGGUUUUGGUUCCGUACACGCAGCAUAACUUGACGUGGACGCAGCACGCGUUUAACGAGAAGAUGAGUGAGGUCCAGAGAGUGGCUAAAGAAGCGUUUGGGAGGUUGAAAGGAAGGUGGGCGUGUCUGCAGAAGAGGACUGAAGUGAAGCUUCAGGAUUUGCCUACGGUUUUGGGUGCGUGCUGUGUGCUUCAUAACAUAUGUGAGAUGAGAGGGGAGAAGAUGGAGAGGGAGCUGGUGGUUGAAGUGGUUGAUGAUGAGGUUUUGCCUGAAAACGGAUUGAGAUCGGUUACUGCAAUGAAGGCAAGAGAUGCUAUCUCGCAUAAUCUAUUGCAUCAUGGACUCGCUGGUACUUCUUUCUUAUGAAAAGAGGACUGUGGAAAUGUUAUUUUGGUGUCUCCUCGUAUAAGAUAUAAGAUUAAACUCACUUUGAUUCUUUUGUUUAUGCAUAUUGGAUUGUACCUUUAGAUCACAGGUGCUAUAUGAAGCAGGUAGAAGAUACAAAAUAUACAUACUAUAUAAGCAAGAAUGUGUAAUAGCUGAAUGGGAUAUUACUAUGGUAGUGUGGAAUGUGAGUUGAACCACCAAGGUGUUUUUUGCCUUUUCUGUUAUAGUGAUUCAAAUAACGACAUGAUUUGAUGAUA
Brassica rapa (field mustard) is the source of this 2532-nucleotide messenger RNA. RefSeq names its product protein ALP1-like. The record is from RefSeq and is a predicted model, not a curated record. NCBI's taxonomy places the organism in Eukaryota, Viridiplantae, Streptophyta, Magnoliopsida, Brassicales, Brassicaceae.